Messenger RNA from Anopheles gambiae (African malaria mosquito), 1039 nucleotides. It is a transcript of the gene Rpp30, whose product is annotated as ribonuclease P protein subunit p30. Gene Ontology annotation, biological process: tRNA processing. Gene Ontology annotation, molecular function: RNA binding. The record is from RefSeq and is a predicted model, not a curated record. Gene Ontology annotation, cellular component: nucleolar ribonuclease P complex. Lineage: Eukaryota; Metazoa; Arthropoda; Insecta; Diptera; Culicidae. The transcript is spliced from 4 exons. Bases 74 to 994 code for a protein of 306 amino acids.
GCGCCCAUCAAAAGUGUGUUGUUUACAUACAGAACGGACGGGCGCAGAACGAUCCAAUCCACACCCGGGCAGGAUGAAUAACUUUACCGGCUUUUCCGAUCUGUGUAUUCCAGCGACCCGAACAGAGGACCUUAAACCAAUCAUUCAGGAAGCGAUAGAGUUAGGAUAUAGCAAUGUGGCGAUCGAGCAAGUAGUGGAUGUUACCAAGAGUGCCGUAAACAAUCAGGACGUUGUUCCGAAGCCGUUUUGCCUCAAGGAACUAAAGGCCGCAUUCGGCGGACAGAUUCGUCUGCUCAACCGGUUGACCGUCGUGUUCGGCGAUGCGACCGUUUCGCUGCUACUGAAUCGAUCGAACAAUAUUCGCUGCUACAACCUGAUUGCUGCACUGCCCAUCUCGGACACCAGCUAUCAGUACGCCUGCCAAACGAUGACAUGUGAUAUUAUAACGUACAACCAGGCAUCGAUUCACCUGCGCACGACCCGCAACUUUUACUACCUCGCGGUCGAUCGGAACAUCGCGUUCGAGAUAAAGUACAGUCCGGCCAUUGUAACGCCGGCGGAUCGGAAGCAAACUAUCACCCGCGCCCACCGGUACCAUAUGACGGGCAAGUCGCGGAACGUAAUCAUCUCCAGCGGCGCUACCAAUCCGUUCCAGCUGAGAAGUCCGUACGAUAUAGCAAAUCUGGGACUGAUUUUUGGGCUGACGGAAGAGAAGUCAAAGGAAGCGAUCCGCGGUGUCCCGAACCGGACACUGCUGUCGGCCGAGGGCCGCAGAUUAGGCAAGGCGGGUGUGGUGAUUGCGCGCCGCGAACCUAACCGUGACGAUAGUGAUGAUUAUUCUGACUCCGAGCUGGAAGAAGACAUCAGCGACGAUGAGAACGGCGACGCGGAACACGAGAAGGAUGUCAACAUGGACGAUCACGAUGAAACGGACGAGGAUGUCGAUGCGGAUGCUGAAACCAAGCGUCCACCGAAAAAGAUGGCUAAACAUUAAGAAAAAAAAAGGGAAAUAAAUGAAAUAACACGCGGAAUGCACACA